CGAGAAGCCUGAAACUCAGUCAGUCACUUCAGUUUGAUCCAAAACCCAGCGUGUUCACAUCAUCUCCCUCAGGAGCAAAAAAAAAAAAUUGAGAAAAAUUGAACAAAAAAAAGUGAAAAAAAUUGAAAAAAAUUGAACAACAAGGCACACGAAACGAGAAGCAGCAAGCGGAAAACCCUCAGUGCACUUUCUAUAGAACGACUAUCACCAAAAGCACGAUGUCCAGGAGGUCGAGGGAUGCAGGUCUUAGGAGGCGCAACUGUGGAGCGGGCGAUGCCGCCGUGGCCGACUUCUUGGCAGAGGUGGAAAAGUGGACGAUCGACAGGCAUUCGCGCUCUAGCUCCGCAUCGUCAGUUAGCGGAGAUUCUCCGAGGAGCCAAAGCCCGGCCUCGGCCUCCACUGAAGAGCCGCGUAUUUCCUAUCGCCGGGAUCUGCGCCGCGUAAGGCGCAUAGCGACCAAACAGCCGCCGUCCAUGGACGAGCUUUUCGGGCAGCAGAUGCGUGGGCGGACCCAGAGCACAAACGCCUGGCGCUUGAAAAUCGUGUUGCUCUAUCUGGGCCUUGUCCUGGCGCCCGUCAUCUUGGAGCUGGGUCCGCGCAUCGAGUUCCCGGACCAAUGGAACCAGGCCGGCAGUUUCAAGUUCCUCAAGGAGCGCCGUCUGGCCCUGACAUUUAGCGUCAACACUACGCGGGGGCUGAUCCGCGCCUUCCUGUCGGCCGCCGUGCCCCUGUACAGCAUGCUCUGCAUGGCGCAUCCGAAUCGGUUCCUUCUCCGUAUUCCGCAAGCCAGAGGCCCCAACAUUGAGGUGCCCGUCAACGUGAGCGUCUUCUUCGUGGGCCUCUUGCCCUAUGUGCUCCGCCUGCAUGCCGGGUUCUACGUGUUCGUCAGGGACACCUGGGCGGCCUACAACGAUCACGUGCUGAGCCUUGCCGAGACAUUCAACACCUGGCGCAUGCUUAUAUAUCUGAAUCAGGUGAUGCAACUCGUCUACUCCAUCGAGCUGGUCCUGCUCAUGGCCCAGGGCUUGAUGUCCUUUCUGCAUGCCCGUCGCAUCUACAAGCUGAUCGCCGGUACGGGCAACCAUUGCGUGGCGCAGCUGGAACAGGACAAGUCGAAGUUCUGGUACAGCCCCAGCGACAGCACCAUGCACGUUUACCGUGCCUUUCAGGAACGUGUCUGCGCCGUAGAGUAGACUCCCAAAUUCCCCACACAAUCCCCAAGCCUCCAAGCACAAGUUUCGCCAGGUGACCCAGCAUAGAUACAACAACUUUAAAAUUAAAGGAAUACAAUCAAUAGAUUCCUUGGCAUGGAAGAAAAAACCAAAAAAACAAGAAAAACAAGAAAAAUACGAAAAAACACUGACAUUUGGCCAAGGAAUCCCUGGCGGCUGGCAGAAAUGGAGUAUUAGUUCAAGGCGAAAUGAUUUCCACAAAGUCCUGCAUGGAAAUCAUUUCGCUUGAACCCGUUAGGAAAACUUGUACACAAUCAAAUAAAUAA
Drosophila teissieri is the source of this 1498-nucleotide messenger RNA. RefSeq lists its product as uncharacterized. The record is from RefSeq and is a predicted model, not a curated record. The transcript is spliced from 4 exons. The coding region runs from base 219 to 1193 and encodes 324 amino acids. Lineage: Eukaryota; Metazoa; Arthropoda; Insecta; Diptera; Drosophilidae.